AUGCCUGUCCGCAGGGGGCACGUGGCGCCGCAAAACACAUUUCUGGGGACCAUCAUACGGAAAUUUGAAGGGCAAAAUAAAAAAUUUAUCAUUGCAAAUGCCAGAGUGCAGAACUGUGCCAUCAUCUACUGCAAUGAUGGGUUCUGCGAAAUGACUGGUUUCUCCAGGCCAGAUGUCAUGCAAAAACCCUGCACCUGCGACUUUCUCCAUGGGCCCGAGACCAAGAGACAUGAUAUUGCCCAAAUUGCCCAGGCGUUGCUGGGGUCAGAGGAGAGGAAAGUGGAGGUCACCUACUAUCACAAAAAUGGGUCCACUUUCAUUUGCAACACUCACAUAAUUCCAGUGAAAAACCAAGAGGGUGUGGCUAUGAUGUUCAUCAUUAAUUUUGAAUAUGUGACAGAUGAGGAAAAUGCUGCUUCCCCAGAGAGGGUAAACCCAAUAUUACCAGUCAAAACCAUCAACCGGAAACUUUUUGGGUUCAAGUUCCCUGGCCUGAGAGUUCUCACCUACAGAAAGCAGUCCUUACCACAAGAAGACCCCGAUGUGGUUGUAAUUGACUCAUCUAAGCACAGUGACGAUUCAGUGGCCAUGAAGCACUUCAAGUCUCCCACAAAAGAAAGCUGCAGCCCCUCUGAAGCAGAUGAUACAAAAGCCUUGAUACAGCCCAGCAAAUGCUCCCCCUUGGUGAAUAUAUCUGGACCUCUUGACCAUUCCUCUCCCAAAAGGCAAUGGGACAGACUCUACCCUGACAUGCUGCAGUCAACCUCCCAGCUGACUCAUUCCAGAUCGAAGGAAAGCAUCUGUAGCAUACGGAGGGCUUCUUCUGUUCAUGAUAUAGAAGGAUUCAGUGUCCACCCCAAGAACGUAUUUAGAGACCGACAUGCCAGUGAAGGGCCUUUUAACCAUAUCAAGUCAAGCCUUCUGGGAUCCACAUCGGAUUCAAACCUCAACAAAUACAGCACCAUUAACAAGAUUCCACAGCUCACUCUGAAUUUUUCAGAUGUCAAAACUGAAAAAAAGAAUACAUCCCCUCCUUCUUCAGAUAAAACCAUUAUUGCACCCAAGGUUAAAGAUCGAACACACAAUGUGACAGAGAAAGUUACCCAGGUUCUCUCCUUAGGAGCAGACGUCCUGCCCGAAUAUAAGCUGCAGACGCCGCGCAUCAACAAGUUCACGAUCCUGCACUACAGCCCCUUCAAGGCCGUGUGGGACUGGCUGAUCCUGCUGCUGGUCAUCUACACGGCUAUCUUCACGCCCUACUCCGCCGCCUUUCUCCUCAACGACAGGGAGGAGCAGAAGCGGCGCGAGUGUGGCUAUUCCUGUAGCCCUUUGAACGUGGUGGACUUGAUUGUGGACAUUAUGUUUAUCAUAGACAUCCUGAUAAACUUCAGAACAACGUACGUAAAUCAGAAUGAGGAGGUGGUAAGUGACCCGGCCAAAAUAGCAAUACACUACUUCAAAGGCUGGUUCCUCAUUGACAUGGUUGCUGCCAUCCCCUUUGACUUGCUGAUUUUCGGAUCUGGUUCUGAUGAGACCACCACCUUGAUCGGCCUGCUGAAGACGGCGCGGCUGCUGCGCCUGGUGCGCGUGGCGCGCAAGCUCGACCGCUACUCGGAGUACGGCGCGGCCGUGCUCAUGCUGCUCAUGUGCAUUUUCGCGCUGAUCGCGCACUGGCUGGCCUGCAUCUGGUACGCCAUCGGCAACGUGGAGCGGCCCUACCUCACCGACAAGAUCGGGUGGCUGGAUUCCUUAGGGCAGCAAAUCGGAAAGCGCUACAACGACAGCGACUCGAGCUCUGGGCCGUCCAUUAAAGACAAAUACGUCACCGCGCUUUAUUUCACCUUCAGCAGCUUAACCAGCGUGGGCUUCGGGAAUGUGUCGCCCAACACCAACUCCGAAAAGAUCUUUUCCAUUUGUGUCAUGCUGAUUGGCUCACUAAUGUAUGCAAGCAUUUUUGGGAAUGUAUCUGCAAUUAUCCAAAGACUAUACUCGGGAACUGCCAGGUAUCACAUGCAGAUGCUGCGAGUAAAAGAGUUCAUUCGCUUUCACCAAAUUCCCAAUCCUCUGAGGCAACGGCUUGAAGAAUAUUUCCAACAUGCGUGGACUUACACCAACGGCAUUGACAUGAACAUGGUCCUCAAGGGUUUUCCAGAAUGUUUACAAGCUGACAUUUGCCUACAUCUAAACCAGACUUUGCUACAAAACUGCAAAGCCUUUCGGGGGGCAAGUAAAGGUUGCCUGAGAGCUUUGGCAAUGAAGUUCAAGACCACCCAUGCACCUCCGGGAGACACUCUGGUUCACUGUGGGGAUGUCCUCACGGCACUUUAUUUCUUGUCCAGAGGCUCCAUUGAAAUCCUCAAAGAUGACAUUGUAGUAGCUAUUCUGGGAAAAAACGAUAUAUUUGGAGAAAUGGUUCAUCUUUAUGCCAAACCUGGAAAGUCUAACGCAGAUGUAAGAGCUCUCACAUACUGUGAUUUGCAUAAGAUCCAGAGAGAAGACUUGUUAGAGGUUUUGGAUAUGUAUCCCGAGUUUUCUGAUCACUUUCUCACAAAUCUAGAGUUGACUUUCAACCUAAGGCAUGAGAGUGCAAAGGCUGAUCUCUUACUACGAUCACAGUCCAUGAAUGACUCUGAAGGAGACAACUGUAAAUUACGAAGAAGGAAAUUGUCCUUUGAUAGUGAAGGAGAGACAGAUUUUGGCAAAGGAAACAGUACAAAUGAUGCUGAAGACUCUGGAGAUACCAUAAGAAAUUAUCAGAGUUCCAAGAAACACGUCGAAGAGAAAAAAAGCAGAUCUUCCUCUUUCAUCUCCUCCGCUGACGAUGAACAAAAGCCUCUCUUCUCAGGGAUAGUAGACUCCCCUCCAAGGGCAGGGAAAGCAGCGGGACUCAGUUUUAAAGAAAUAGUGCCCACGUCAGGAAGAGCUCACAUAGAUAAAAGGAGUCACUCCUGCAAAGAGAUCGCUGACACAAGAAGCUGGGAACAAGACAACGCCCAGACCCAGGCCUAUGAGUCGAGUCCCUCAGCACCUCAGCAAGCUGCCUGGGGGAUCUCGGAAACUGAAAGUGACCUCACCUAUGGGGAAGUGGAGCAAAGACUGGAUUUGCUUCAAGAACAACUUAACAGACUUGAAUCCCAAAUGACUACUGACAUCCAGACCAUCUUACAGUUGCUGCAGAAGCAAACCACUGUGGUCCCCCCAGCCUACAGUAUGGUGACUGCCGGAGCGGAGUAUCACAGCCCCACCCUCCGCCUGAUGAGGACCAGUUACCCGGGAGCGUCCAUCAAGACGGACAGAAGUUUCAGUCCUUCCUCACAAUGUCCUGAAUUUCUAGACCUUGAAAAAUCUAAACUUAAAUCCAAAGAAUCGCUCUCAAGCGGCGUGCAUCUGAACACAGCUUCGGAAGACAACUUGACUUCACGUUUAAAACAAGACAGUGAGCUCUCUUUAGAGCUUCGCUCGCGGCAAAGAAAAACUUACCUUCCUCCAAUUAGGCAUCCUUCUUUGACAGAUUCAUCCCCAAGCACUGUAGGAAUCUUGGGUCUUCAUAGGCAUGUUUCUGAUCCUGGUCUUCCGGGGAAAUAAUCAUUUUGUACUAUUUAUUCCACAUACAAUGUAAGUGCUUUUAAUGGCUGUUUUCCUUUUUGUAUUUAAAUCCUCUCUACUUGACUCAGGGGCUCAAAGGUACCAUUAUAUGCAAAAGUACUGUAUAUUUUCCUAAACUGAAGCUUGUAAGGUAAAACUGAGCAGUUAGGAUGUAAAUAUACAUAUGAACUCUUUUGUUCCAAAUGUUAAAACUGCCAGCAUCUCAAGGCACCUUAUUUUUUAUUUUUAUUUUUUAAAUCAUGUGCAUGUUAGGAAACUCCAGUUUCUCUUGCAUGGAGACUCCUAUUUACUGCUUUCACUAAAUCAGCACCUUGCUAUGAAAAUGCCUUCAAUUAGAAACCAAGGGAUAAAAUUGUUCGUGGAUGCAACUCAGAUGAUCCUCAACCCAAGGAGUGCAAGGAGGAAAAAGGGGACUUAGUCAGUUUUGAGAACUGACACGCUGCUGUAUCAGGAUGUUCAUAGUUAAUUAUGUUCAUUCCACCACACUGGGGGAAAAAUGCAGUUUUAGAGCUGUAAAUCUCUGACAAGACACGUAGCCAUCUCCAAAUAUACGAAUAUAGGCAAGCAUUACUGAGGACAAAAAGGCCUGUCUGUUUAAAAUCCUGCCACUAACUGCAUUUACAGACUACCUAAAACGCUUCCCAUGGGCACAUUUCCUUGAAUGAUUAGAAACAAGUUUCUCUCAUUUUUCUUUCUUUAGGGCAUGGGGAGGGAGAACUGCUAAAGACUGACCCACAAAGACUGAUAUCCACAGCUUUCUUCUGAUUUAUAUUCCAGGGCAAUCUUGAAUUUGAUCUAAAGAGUGAUCGCACAUAGUUUUCUUUUAAAAAAAUGUGCAACUUGAAUGGACUUGCAUGGCGAAACUAGCUUUCACUGAGUAUAGGUUGUCCUGCGGCUUCCUAAUCCCAGCUGCGGAGAAACCGUGUGCAUUUACUUGCCUGUAAAGGAAUGUACACGUCAACAGUAAAAUUGUAGUUUUACUGGGCUAUUCACACACACUUGCUAAUCAAAGAUUAAAUGAAAAUCUGUUAUCUUUGGAUUGGGCUGAAUAUAUAUGGACGCUAGAAGAUCAGAACACACAAAGGAAUAUAUUUUAAUAUUUUCAACUGUUAGAUUUUCUUUUGGGGAGGGAGAUCUAGACCACUUAUAAAAUCAAGGUACAGAAAAAAAUUGUAAGUUAAUGUAAGGUUCUGAUUAGUCAAGUUCUGGUGAAGUUUUAUUUUUCAAUUCAUUUGAGUACAAUUUUAAACAUAUCACGGGCUGAAGCAUUGUAUUUGUUCCUUCUGAACAAAAUUUUGAAAUUCAUUGAAGUUUUCUUAGUCCGUUACUAAUUCUUACACUCAUAUAGUUUUAAAGAAACAUUAUACCUCUGCACAUUAUUAACUAUGGAUUUACCUUUGCCAAUUUAUACUAAUAUAUUACUGUCCAAUACAAGCAACUUGUUUAAAGUAAAAACUAUUGCGCAAUUUAAAAUAUGAUUAAAGUAACCUAAAAUUGCUCCCUAUAUAUUUUUAAAUGGUCACAUAAAUUGAUCAUCUGUGUGGGAGGCAAUCUGUAGGCAUGAGCAUUUAAAUCCCUGUUUAAUUUUUGAAACACCAAAACGUGUAAUCAAGUACAGAUGGCAACGUGACCAGCCGAUUCAAUAGAAGUAUAAUUUCACCAGCUUCCCCAAACAUUUGGUGUUUUGCAGAUAGAAAUGUGGGGACUAACUGAUGCUUUUAUUUCCUCAUUCAACGAGCAACUGCGGGUGCCUAGCGGGGGAGAGAGAAAAG
Messenger RNA from Miniopterus natalensis, 5378 nucleotides. RefSeq names its product potassium voltage-gated channel subfamily H member 7 (gene KCNH7). Lineage: Eukaryota; Metazoa; Chordata; Mammalia; Chiroptera; Miniopteridae. Gene Ontology annotation, molecular function: inward rectifier potassium channel activity. Gene Ontology annotation, biological process: potassium ion transmembrane transport; regulation of membrane potential. The record is from RefSeq and is a predicted model, not a curated record. Gene Ontology annotation, cellular component: plasma membrane.